UUCGGGGACCCUGCCCAGCCGUGUUGGUGCAAGCAGCUGUUUGGCAUAAGCAAGCCCAGCAAACCAACCAGGAGCAAGAACCGCGACCCUCCCGACGGGUCCCAAGGCCGACCUUGCGGGGGCGGAGGAGGCGCUGUCUGCUGGCAUUGAUGCGGUGAUGUCUGCAAUGUCUGGGGAGGCACGCUUCACGAACGAGAAUGAGGUUGCUUUUGCCCUACUUCGCAAGGGCUGUCGCCACUCCGCAUGUGGAGAGCGGGCUUCGGCGCUCAGGGAGGUGAUCCCAGAGCAACAGCAGCUCAUCGUCUCCUUCUUGGCGCGAGUGGCACAGCGACGGCGGCGGAGUUGUCUUCGCCGGGUAAAGGAGCUGGGGGAAAUCUUGGCGAAGGCUUCACCUAGUUGGCAACAUCUUCUCGAGAACGCGGAACCACUUGGGGGAGCAUCUGGGCUUUUGAGCGAAGAACUUCAGGCGUUAAGCGCGAAAGUAGAAGAUGCUGAAGGCGAAGCAGGCGGCCGUGGCCAUGCAGUGCUGCAUGCAUUGCCGACGGUGGUGAGGAUCGAAGAUGAAAGUCGGGUUUUCCUGCGGGAGCGACGAAGCCAACGGUAUUUGUCAAUAGCAGGCCCGCACAGUGUGGUGAUGACAGAGUUGCCGGUGUCUUUGUUUAUAUGUCACUUGGACGGCCAAGGUGCCUCUGAAUUCUGGUCAUCCUGCAUUGAGGCGGAAGAAGCACGUUUGAAGACGAGGUCGUUGAUCGAUGGACCUCUCAGCUUUGCUUUGGAACAUGAGGGCCUUCCAUCUCAUCGGCAUUUCCUCGGCUCUAGGAGGAUUUUUACGGAACUUUGCUGUUCCAGUCAACGGCUUGGCAGGCGUGAGCUCUUUCGUCUGGGGAAGGACACUUCUUUGCAACACCAGUGUACUGGCAUGUGCCUCUACGUGGACCCUUUGGGCCCGCAAAAGGUGGUCUUGAGCGCUGAAAAGAGCAGCUCUUGGGAGGUCCUUGCCGCCAUUUGAGGUACAGCCAACCUUUGAAGCGUGGGCAGUUGAAAGCUGCACUGUACAGAUUGGGCCUCUGUGAUAGCAGACGGCCCUGAGGCGAGUGAGUGAGCUUUGGUGGUCGAGUCUGGGUCUGAGACAUGUC
Molecule: messenger RNA, 1136 nt
Organism: Durusdinium trenchii
Lineage: Eukaryota; Dinophyceae; Suessiales; Symbiodiniaceae
Source: the annotation of a GenBank genome assembly